AUGCGUUAUAGCAUGGAUGUUUCUGCUGAUGAAGUACAAGCUUUAGCUUCAUUGAUGACAUAUAAAUGUGCGGUUGUUGAUGUUCCAUUUGGUGGUGCUAAAGCUGGUGUCAAGAUUGAUCCACGCAAGUAUUCAGACUUUGAGCUUGAAAGAAUUACUCGAAGAUUUACCAUAGAAUUGGCUAAAAAGAGCUUUAUAGGUCCUGGUGUGGAUGUUCCUGCACCAGAUAUGGGUACGGGUGAGAGAGAAAUGAGUUGGAUGGCAGAUACAUAUGCUGAAACUAUUGGUUACAACGAUAUCAAUGCUUCUGCCUGUGUAACUGGUAAACCAAUUAGUCAAGGUGGCAUUCAUGGACGUGUCUCUGCUACUGGACGUGGUAUUUUUCAUGGCAUUGAAAACUUUUUACAUGAGGCAUCAUAUAUGAGUGCAAUCGGUACAACACCUGGAUUUGGCCAGAAGACAUAUAUUAUCCAGGGUUUUGGAAAUGUAGGUCUUCAUACAAUGCGAUAUUUGCAUCGUCAUGGUGCUAAAUGUAUAGGAGUUGCAGAAAUAGAUGGUAGCAUCUACAAUCCAGCUGGUAUUGAUCAGAGAGAGUUGGAAGACUAUAAAAUUGAGCAUGGUACAAUAGUUGGUUUUCCAAAUGCACAACCAUAUGAAGGCAACCUUUUGACAGAGAAGUGUCAUAUUUUAAUUCCUUGUGCUGCAGAAAAAGCGAUCACAUCAGAGGUUGCUCAGAAUUUGAAAUGUCGAAUUGUUGCGGAAGGCGCCAAUGGUCCAACAACUCCGGCAGCUGAACAAAUUCUUCUUGAUAGGAAUAUUCUUAUCAUUCCUGUGAGUGGUGUAACCGUGUCAUACUUUGAAUGGCUGAAGAAUCUGAAUCACGUCAGUUAUGGACGUCUUACAUUUAAAUAUGAAACAGAAUCAAAUUACGAUAUCUUAGAGAGUGUCCAAGAAAGCUUAGAACGUAAAUUUGGUCGGGACAGUGGUGGAAUUCCAAUCACACCUACUGAACAAUUCAGAAAGAAAAUAGCAGGUGCUAGUGAGGAAGAUAUUGUUCGAAAUGGUUUGGCACAAACUAUGGAAAAGUCAUCUAGGAAUAUUAUGCGAACUGCAAUGAAAUACAACCUUGGUCUUGACCUCCGUACUGCAGCAUUCAUACUCGCUAUCGAAAAGAUCUACACAUCAUAUAAAGAAGCCGGUCUUACUUUCACAUAAAAAAUUUUUGUUAAUUAUGUGCAUUAAUUAAUUUGUAUACAAACUAGCCAAUUUUCAGCUUUUCCAGUAAUAUCUCAAAUGCCACUCAACAAAUUUCAAUAAAACUUAGUACAUUGGUGCUCUUAGAUAAUUCUCAACCUAAUUAGUUCAAUGUUAAAAUCCUUGCAUAUUUAUUAGCUGAUUUGCAUAAAUUAGACAACUUUCUGAAUGACCGAAAACAGUACUCAUCUUCUAGUUUUAUUGGAUCUAUUACGUGACUUAUUUGGUAUGGUAUGAAUAACAGCCAGCAAUUGUGGGAAAUAUUUAAGGUAAUUGUUCAGAAUUAACAGGAAAUUUCUACGAGCCACAGCAAUCUGGCACGUAGGUGAAACUUUGUAAAUUCUCAAAAAGUAUUUAAAAAAUGAAAAUUAAACUUGCUAUCAUUCAGACUUGCUGAAAGUCAUUGAUAAUUGUAUGUUUUGUAAAUAUUUCCUACAAAUUUUCCCAAUUUUAACCAACUAUUUCACGUAAUAAUCCCAAUGACCACAUGAAGGAUCUCAGAAUGAAUUUAAAAUUACUGAAAUAUUGUCUGAUUAUGACAGUUAUAAAAGUUACCCACAUGUUGUUAAAAGUUUUUGUAGUGGCAGGUGAAAAAACUAAUGUCUUUAUGGUGUUCUCGCCAUAAUUUACAUAGUGUUAAUAAGAAGAUAGAAAUAAUAGUAAAUACGAGUAUUUAAUAGACUACUUAAACAGAAUAAUAACAAUUAUAUAUUUUUUAAUUGGGAGAAUUAUUUAUGGGUAGAUUGGCCUGGCCUUUGGAAUUCUAUUCUUUUGCAUAAUAAUUGCUUUUAAGAGUUCAUAUGUAAAGUCUGUCACUGAUAUUAAACUUCCAAGACUGGUCUAUUCUGCCCUCUGUAGUUAGCACUGUAUUUUCAUACAGGUGAAUGAUUGGCGUGAUUGUAAGCAGCCAACCAAUGAGAAAGCAGCUUUUGAUCCAGGAUGCCAGCAUAACUCUGACAUUCUUUGCGUAAGUGCACAUCAGUCUACUUUUUUGAAUAGUUCCAUAUCUGGGUUGCAUAUCACCACCACAGAAUAGAUUAGUCAUAACAAAAAAUUGGCAAGGCUAGUCUAUGUUAUGGGGAAAGUACAUGUAUAAAUAAUAAUCAAUAUAAAAAUGACAACCACUAUUGUAUUUUAUGAGAUCUCAUGUUAUCCAUGAAAGUGUGUGGACUGAAUGAUUGUUAGCUUUCACAAAGUUCUGAAAAGGGUCUAUGAUGUCUUGCAGCAUUCAUACAUUCCUAAUAAGUCAGUAUUAUUUUAUAAUUUUUACCAUUAUUUCUCAGGAUUUGUAUCCAUUAUUUGGGUAUUUAUUGGCUUUUAAUACAAGGGUUUGCAGGAAGUCCAAGAUGUGCUUGUUUUAUCCUGUAAUAUCUGCAACCCCAAAUGCAUGAGGAUUGAAAGCUUUGAACAGUGAUGUGUUAAUGAAACAAUGUAAGAUCUGAACAAAGCAAAAAAUAAAUUUUCUGCCCUUGAGUGUGUGCCACCACCAAAAUUGUGCCACCGCACAGCGCCCUCUAGUGACAAAUUGAUUAAAUGUGCAAAAUUUGUGUUCUGUCAAAUAUUUUUGCGAAAAAUAGAAAGAAAGCCCUAUUAAUGUUAUGUGGUGUAAUAAUGAUGUGUUUGUAAUGGUACUAUGUGUUAACUUUUUAAUGUAUCACUGCGGUAGACUCUUAAAACAACAGAAUGUCUUACUAUUGUAAGUAAUGGAGAUUCACUUUCCAAGGUAAUAAUUUUAUUAAUUCACUUUAUUAAAUAUGAAUAAUAUAUAAUAUAAAUUGCAAUAAAUGUGCUGUUUCAGCUUCCUUGUA
Messenger RNA from Saccoglossus kowalevskii, 3062 nucleotides. Its product is annotated as glutamate dehydrogenase, mitochondrial-like. Lineage: Eukaryota; Metazoa; Hemichordata; Enteropneusta; Harrimaniidae. Gene Ontology annotation, cellular component: mitochondrion. Gene Ontology annotation, biological process: L-glutamate catabolic process. The record is from RefSeq and is a predicted model, not a curated record. Gene Ontology annotation, molecular function: L-glutamate dehydrogenase (NAD+) activity.